Messenger RNA from Blastomyces dermatitidis ER-3, 384 nucleotides. RefSeq lists its product as uncharacterized. The record is from RefSeq and is a predicted model, not a curated record. NCBI's taxonomy places the organism in Eukaryota, Fungi, Ascomycota, Eurotiomycetes, Onygenales, Ajellomycetaceae. The transcript has a single exon. Bases 1 to 384 code for a protein of 127 amino acids.
AUGAAGAUUAGCAUGCUCAAGAAGACAUUAACUUUUGAACUCUUACAGGCCCUUGUAAGCACAGAUGAAGACCAGACUUAUGAAGGCUUCUGUACACAGCUCCGGACAAUGGAUGACCAUCUUACCAAGCUCAAGAAUAUACAGAACAGUGGCAGAAGACAUUACACCUCAGCAACUUAUACACCAGCACUGACAAAUAACUCAGCGACUUAUACACCAGCAGUGACAGAUAACCCAGCCACUUAUACACCCACACCGAAGAACAACCAUGAUGCAGAUGCCAUGGACUGGAUAGAUUCAAAAGCCUAUGCACAAGCAAGAGUUUCCGCCAUUCAAACAGGCUUCCGAGUCCCUGGGAUCACUCCUGAAGAAGUCGCCAAUUGA